GCGGAGCGACGCAGGGACGACAAGGCGCAGAGAGAUAAACCCACUCUGAAAUCACCAGGGUCGGGGAUAAAAAUAGUCAAAAGCCGCCGUCCCGCUUCCACCGAACACUGUUUAUAUUUCAUCACUUCAUCAAAGAGAGGGAGGCCAGCCCAGGAUGAACGGCGAGUCAGGUGCCGGGGUGGUGACGGCCCCCCCUCCCACCACAGCCCCCCACAAGGAGCGGUACUUCGACCGGGUGGAUGAGAGCAGUCCGGAGUACCAGAGGGAGAGAAACAUGGCACCCGACCUGCGGCAGGACUUCAACAUGAUGGAGCAGAGGAAGAGGGUCUCCAUGAUACUACAGAGCCCGGCAUUCUGCGAUGAGCUGGAGACAAUGAUCCAGGAUCAGCUGAAGAAGGGAAAAACGCCCACUAGCCUGUUGGCUCUGCAGCAGAUCGCAGACUUCAUGACCACCAGCAUGCCUUCCAUGUAUCCCGCUGCACCACAAGGAGGCAUGGCGGCGCUCAACAUGAGUUUGGGCAUGGUGACUCCAGUGAAUGAUCUGCGUGGCUCAGACUCAAUUUCCUACGACAAAGGCGAGAAGCUGCUUCGCUGCAAGCUGGCUGCCUUUUAUCGGCUUGCAGACUUGUUCGGCUGGUCGGAGCUCAUCUACAACCACCUCACAGUCAGGGUGAACUCAGACCAGGAGCGCUUCCUCAUUGUCCCUUUUGGCCUCCUGUACAGUGAAGUCACUGCCUCCAGUCUGGUGAAGAUAAACCUUCAAGGUGAGAUAGUGGACCGGGGAAGCACCAAUCUCGGGGUGAACCAGGCCGGCUUCACACUCCACUCUGCCAUCUACGCCGCACGACCUGAUGUUAAGUGUAUCGUACAUGUACACACACCCGCGGGUGCUGCGGUGUCAGCCAUGAAAUGUGGUCUGUUGCCCAUCUCACCCGAGGCACUGUCCCUAGGUGAGGUGGCCUACCAUGACUACCACGGCAUUCUGGUGGAUGAGGAAGAAAGUACUCUCAUACAGAGGAACCUCGGGCCUAACAGCAAGGUGCUCAUCCUAAGGAACCAUGGCUUGGUGUCCGUUGGCGAAACAGUGGAAGAAGCUUUCUAUUACAUCCACAAUGUGGUCACCGCCUGUGAGAUCCAGGUGCGAACACUGGCCAGCGCUGGAGGGCCAGAUAAUCUGGUGAUGCUGGACCCGGGGAAGUACAAGGCACGUUCACGGGUCCCGGAGCCAGCUGGCGACGGGUCCUCCGCACACCCCAAGUGGCAAGUCGGGGAGCAGGAGUUUGAGGCUCUCAUGAGAAUGCUCGACAACUUGGGCUACAGGACAGGCUACCCUUACCGCUGCCCGUCAUUGCGAGACAAAGCUAAAAAGUACAGUGACGCGGAGAUCGCUUCCUCCGCCCACGGUGGUUACUCAUACGGCGAGGACAGUGACUCAGGUGCUCGCUCCCCGCUGAAACACAGCUUCCAGCGCGGCCAGCGUGACAAGACCCGCUGGCUCAAUGCCGGCGGCCGGCCCGACGAGCCCUGCGAGGACGGGCCCGACGGCAGCAGCCCCAAGUCGAAGCCUAAGGUGUGGACGAACAUAACACACGAUCACGUCAAACCCUUGCUGCAGUCUCUCUCGUCUGGUGUCUGCGUGCCAAGCUGUAUAACCAACUGCUUGUGGACAAAAGAAGACGGACUCCGCCAGGCUGCUGUAGCCAAUCAGUUCAUCCCAAUGAACACCAACCCUAAAGACGUCCUGGAAAUGAGGAAUAAGAUCCGGGAGCAGAACCUGCAGGACAUAAAGACAGCAGGGCCCCAGUCUCAGGUUCUGUGUGCCGGCACCGUGGUGGAACGUUCCUUUAACCAGGGGGAGCUAGUGACCGCGUCCAAGGCCAUCAUCGAAAAGGAGUACCAGCCCAAGGUUAUCGUCAGCAAGCAGGGUCCCAACCCCUUCACCAAACUCACCGACCAGGAGCUGGAGGAAUACCGCAAGGAGGUGGAGCAGAAACAGAAAGGACCUGAAGUGCAGGAACGAGGCAAUAGUAGGGAGGGGUCAGCCUCCAGCGUACCCUGUCCGGAGCCUGAAACGUUACCGGAGGGUCAAGCCUCUGUCUCCGCACCUCUACAGUCUGCAACGGACUCACCCAGCUUAGAGAAAGCCCUGCAUCCAACUGCCCCACCCGUCACACCCGCCACACCGGCCUCUGAGCAGGGCUCUGCUGAGGGGGUUGUAGAUGACGUUUUUUCCACCACGGAUGAGCCUCUUUCAGCUCCAGAUUCCCCACAAAAGGAGUUCCACUGCGCUGUGCUGCGAGCCCUCAGCAAGGAGCCAUCAGUGGUAGAGGCGGCCGAGGCGGCCGAGGCGGCUGAGGCGGCUAAGGCAGAUCAGGCUCCAGACCCGGAGGAGCUAGUAGAGCCUGAGGAAGAGUCCAAAGGCCAGAAACCAACCACCACACCACCCAGCACCCCAGUCAGAGCAGAGGAAGAGUCCUUGCCAGAACAAACCUAUAAGGAUGAGAGUGACGCAGCCACCCUGAGACAGACCCUUCCAGAUUUAACACCUGAUGACCCCUCCGAUGCCCCAGCACUUCCUGCCGAAGAGCCCGCCUCUGCCCCUGCCGCCGCAGAUGCAGACGCAGCUGAGGGGGAGGAACCCGCUGACGCCGGUGACCAGGAGGGUGAAGAGUCUCCCAGCAAAUCACCCUCCAAAAAGAAGAAGAAGUUCCGCACUCCUUCCUUCCUAAAGAAAAACAAAAAAAAGACAGAAUCCUAGAAUGUUGGAUCGGUCCUCAAGGCUGGCCUCUGCCUCCUUUUCAUUUUCGCUUUUUGUCUGCUAUCAUUGCACCCUUCGAGCAAGCCACAGUUACAUACAGUUAUGCUUUUUGUUGUUUUGAUAUCAUUUGUCGCUGGCUUAUUAACCUAUUUUUCCUCGUUAGCGUGUGCCAAUUUUGUAUACAGUGUAAAAAUGAUUGAUUGCAUAAAGGUUUUUAAUUAUUAGA
This is a messenger RNA of Dicentrarchus labrax (European seabass), 2984 nucleotides long. It is a transcript of the gene add1, whose product is annotated as adducin 1 (alpha). The coding region runs from base 155 to 2758 and encodes 867 amino acids. The transcript has 16 exons. Lineage: Eukaryota; Metazoa; Chordata; Actinopteri; Moronidae. Gene Ontology annotation, biological process: positive regulation of establishment of endothelial barrier; positive regulation of adherens junction organization; barbed-end actin filament capping. Gene Ontology annotation, cellular component: focal adhesion; postsynaptic density; plasma membrane. The record is from RefSeq and is a predicted model, not a curated record. Gene Ontology annotation, molecular function: actin filament binding.